Molecule: messenger RNA, 1098 nt
Organism: Chlorella variabilis
Lineage: Eukaryota; Viridiplantae; Chlorophyta; Trebouxiophyceae; Chlorellales; Chlorellaceae
Exons: 8
Coding region: 1-1098 (365 amino acids)
Biological process (GO): tRNA nucleoside ribose methylation
Cellular component (GO): cytosol
Molecular function (GO): RNA binding
Source: RefSeq, a predicted model, not a curated record
AUGCAGGGAGCGACGUCUCAGGCGGAGUCGCCCCCGCUAUGCAGCGAGCUGCCGCUGCUGCUCACGGGAGUGCGGGUGGUGCUGGUGAGCCCCAAGACUCCCGCCAACAUCGGCGCCGUGCUGCGGGCGGCCGAAAACUUUGAGGCGCACGACGUCGUGGUGGUGGACGCGCGCUGCGAUGCGCGCUGCGGCGAGGUGGAGGUGACCUCCUGCAACAGCCACGUCAUGCACAGCAUGCGGCUCGUGCCCACCCUGGCGGAUGCGCUGGCAGACUGCUCGGGGAGCAUAGGGUUCACGCGGAGGUCGGGAGCAGGGCGGGUGGUGCACGCCUCCCUGCCCCAGCUCUUAGCCCGCUUCCCGGCAGCGGUGCCAGCGCUGCUGGGCGACCCUCAGCAGCAGGCAGCCGCGCAGCAGGGAGAACGCCAAGCAGCAACACCACCAGGAGCAGGGCAGCCGGCAGCCAGUGGCACGGCAGGCACGGCCGCGGCGGGGGCGGCGGCUCCUGCCGGACCCGUGGCGCUGGUGUUUGGGCGAGAGGAGAGCGGGCUGCUAGAAAGCGAGCUGCUGCUGUGCAGCCACGCGUGCUCCAUACCCACAGGGCGCAGCCAGCCCAGCCUGAACCUGUCCCAUGCAGUGGCGGUGGUGCUGGCUCAGCUGUUUGACAUCCAGCAGCAGCGCCUGCUGCUGGCGGAGCAGGCGCAAGAGCAGCGGCAGCAGCAGGAGCAGCAGCAGCUUCCAGGGGCCUUUGGCGCGCCGGCGCUGGGACCCUCGGCAGUGGCCCAGGCACUCGCAGCUGGUGGCAGCCUGUUUGAAGACGAGCGCACGCGGUGGCGGCGGCAGCAGGCGCUGCAGGUGGCCAGCCAGGCCGAGCUGGAGUCCCUCCUGCUGCGGGUGGCGGCGCUGCUGGAAGCAGCCGGAAUCAGCGCCGAGGAGAGCAUCGGGGGCGGCGACAAGAGCAACCACGGGCGCAAGAAGCGGCUCAUGGGGCACGUCAGGUCGCUGCUGCUGCGCAGCCAGGCCAGCACAGUCGAGGUGCGGUCGCUGCACGGGCUGUGCAAGGAGCUGGAGCGGCGGCAGCGUGGCCAGGCGCACCAGUGA